This is a messenger RNA of Spodoptera exigua (beet armyworm), 2802 nucleotides long. The record is from the annotation of a GenBank genome assembly. NCBI's taxonomy places the organism in Eukaryota, Metazoa, Arthropoda, Insecta, Lepidoptera, Noctuidae.
CCGAUGCUUAGUGAUCAGUUUGUUUUGCGACCGAUGUGCGCGCGCGUUCACCGCGUUCUGUCGUUCCGAUUCGUAUUCGUCGGUUUGCGUUCGCGUGCGGACCUGUUCCCGGUGAUCGGAGAGGAUCGUUCUCGCGAGCGUGCCCUUUUUUUAUUCGUCACUAGUGAUGUAAUAUAAGGUAUUGGAUAAAAUUGAGGAAACUCUAAAAGCUUAUUUUUGUAUUCGAUGAAUAUCACUGUCUAUCUGUAAAAUUCUAAAACAGAACUGUACUUAUAAAUAUUGUGAAGUUCGAUGAUUUGUUACCGAUUGUGAGAUAUCAUUUUACUUCCCCGAAAUGGUGUCGAGCAAUAGCACAAGUAGAUGUCCCCGGUCCCGGCGUGUAGUGUGUGUAGUGUGGAGUGGUGAGAGUGAGUGGAGUGAGUGGAGUGAGUGCAGCGAGUGCAGCGAGUGCAGUGAGCGGCGGAGCGGCGGAGUGCGGCGCGGUCACCGCUUGGGCUUCACUCACGCGACCACGUUGGACACGUCGGACACGUUGGACACGUUGGACACGUUGGACACGUCCGACACGUUCGUCACGCACCGCCUCACGUCCACACUUCGGUUACAUACAUUUACGCGAACCGCUCGCCCGCGCUCUCGGGCGCGCUAGUAUUAUCGUAUCUUAAUAGACGCUUAAGAGAAGCAAUGGCUACGCCGAUUCAUAUCAAUUUUGUCCGUAUAGUUUUAAUAGUUCCAAUUUGUAAGCUUCUCACUGUACCGAAACGACGCAGGUCGCGUCUAGCUAUGCGAGGACGGCUGCCGCCGGUCCUCGGGAUUAAGGAGUUUAGAGAAAUUUUUGCAACGUUAUCUAUAUAAGCUUAACAAAUCAGCUGUGAAAUCGGUACCAGAUUCACUUCCGUCCUAAUUCAGUACGCAUCAUAAGAAUCGAGCCAUUUUAUGUAACGCGCACUUUCCACAAACCUAGUUAAUGUAAUUGCCUUCCCCUGAUUACAUUAGCUGCGGGGCCCGCGGCGCUCCCCGGCCGGGUCCCCGCCCCUGUAUCUCACACAGCGAGCGGGCUGGUACUGCUUCGACGAGUGUUGCUCUUGCAGAUUACAUUUUGACGAUGUUGAUAAUGUUUAAUGUUCAUCCACGAUGUACGACCGAUUCGGCUACUUGAAAGACAUCACUAUAUUAGCAAUAAGAUAAUAUUGAUAUACCUAAGAGAUCGAACGUCCCUUACCGAGUAAGGUAGAUAUUAUGAAGUAUUGUUUAUUUUUCGAUUGACAUCUCUCUAGAUAGACGGAGCCCCUGGCCGGACGUCGCCGUCUGCUCACGACGGUCCACUCUGUGACAGUAUUGUCUUUUCUAGCACAACAGACUAAUGAAUCAUUCAAUUUUUGUAAUUUAACUUUGGAAGUGGUCAAUUUUCUACUACUCUGUAAAUAUUGAGAGCUUAUUGCCGGGUAGAUCCCAAACCGCACGUCGCAACACGUAAUUUAUUAUAUUAUGUCUACUAUCUAUUGAUAUCAGCGAUACGUAAUAAGCUUGAAGCAAUAACGUUAACGUGUGCUCGACGAGAGGUUUCGCUUUUCAUUACCUUGUAUGGAACAUGUCACCGAAUAGUUGUGUGCCGGUUGUUUUCAAUUCGUUUACAUAAAAUGUGAAAAAUUAUCUCAAGUGCAAGACAAUUCUAAGUGCUGCAAGGUUUAAAGAGUCAGUGUAUCGUAAACUAAAGAGACGCUUACAGUUUUGCACAUAUUUUGCAAUAAUUAUGGUUACAACAUAAUGAUUAUGUAGAUAAUUUUAUAAAGACAGCGCGGGGAGCGAGCGGGCGAGGUUCCCCGGCGCCCGCGCCCGCCCCGCGCUCUGCGGUCGCGCGGUCGCGACUCUUGCGUUCCCUCUUGCGUUACGUCAGACGUUACUUUACAUUCAACACAAGGUAACUAGUUAUUCAGAGCCGUGUGGAGCCACUCAAGCUCUGUCCUCUAAUAUAUAAUAUUAUAUUGCGCUUUGGAAGACUGAUCGGAUAAGAUGAUCUUGAACAUUUGUUUUAAAUGUCCUUGUUGACGUGUUUGUAAAAAUCUAAAAUCAAAAUCUGUAACUUAAAAUCACGUAAGUAUUUUAAGUUUAGAAAUAUGAUUUAACUCGACAAUACUGAUGUUUUCACCUAGUUAGUGCCGUGUAAACAAUCAAGAAUGUACACCAAUUGUUGAUUAUUAGCUAUUAAGGUAUAAUACUUACCGCUUAUCGCCAUAUUAGUAAAUGUGAAUAUAUUGUACCUACGGUUAGCCAGUAAACAUUAUAAACAAGCUAGUUGAUUAUUUGUCGUUACUACAAACCACUUAGAAAUCAGAAUUUGUUUUCAAUUGUUUAAAUUCCAUAUUUUAUUUCAUUUCAUAGAAUGAUAGCCAAUCAAAAAUCAAGAUAGACACGUAGUACAAAUGAAACGUGAUUGAUUAUAAUUUCUUUCUAAUUAGCUAGUACUUUUGUUAUCACAGAAAUGCAUUUAUUAAAAAUUUGUAAGCAUUUAUGUGAUAAGAACUACAAUCUAAGAGUAUUUCUUAUUUAAAGCUCCUUAUAGCGUUAGGUAUCGAGAUUGACAAGUUCCAUACGGCUCUAUGCGGCAUACAUUUACCAAUAUGUCGUCACUUUAUGUUGGUGAAACCAAAGAUUAUAACUACUAUUAGGCAUAUUUGCACAAAGAAGUUGUGUUUAAUUAAGUUUAGACAAUAAGUUAUAAUAUCAUUGUAUUGUUUAUUUUAACUAUACUUAUGACAAAAAAGUGAGUUCAGUUUGCUGAAUGAUAGAGGUUUAAUUGAG